Oppia nitens is the source of this 1849-nucleotide messenger RNA. Its product is annotated as metal regulatory transcription factor 1-like. The transcript is spliced from 3 exons. NCBI's taxonomy places the organism in Eukaryota, Metazoa, Arthropoda, Arachnida, Sarcoptiformes, Oppiidae. Gene Ontology annotation, molecular function: RNA polymerase II cis-regulatory region sequence-specific DNA binding; DNA-binding transcription activator activity, RNA polymerase II-specific. The record is from RefSeq and is a predicted model, not a curated record. The coding region runs from base 40 to 1797 and encodes 585 amino acids. Gene Ontology annotation, cellular component: nucleus. Gene Ontology annotation, biological process: central nervous system development; positive regulation of transcription by RNA polymerase II.
UAUUAUUAUCGGAUGCCAUAAACCGUUAAUCUAUAAGUGAUGGACGACUUCCCGAAACAAAACACUGAUCUCGAAGUCAGUUCGGGUCUGUUUUCGGUGACCGAAGUCACUGGAGUUUCAUUUCAAGACUUUCUCGACGACCGCAGUAUCGACAGCUUGGAUCAGCUGGACUUCAGUACCGGAAACAUCUCCACACCAAACAAUGUACCGCACAAUGACUUUGCCGAUGGCUAUCAUAUGGAUGCCACUAAUAUUGCCGAACAUAUGGACAGUUCGGGUAUUGAGAAUCAAUUGACUGCCGGUUGCGGUGACGACAAUCACAGUGACGACGAUAUGGCCGAUCACGACAUGACUCACGAGUCGACAGACAUCGGGUGUGACGUUCCCUUUGAAUAUGUUAUUCACGAACAACUAAAUGACAGCUAUAUUCAUCACACGAUAUCACAGGACUCGAUAACAAUGCAUAUAAAUCCAGGCAAUAGUCCGAUGCCUAAGAAUCCGUCACAUCUGACUCUAACCAUUGAAAGCCGCGAUGAGGUGUCGGGUCUCAAACAGAUUAAACGAUUUCGGUGUACAUAUGAGGGCUGUCCCCGGACUUACAGUACGGCAGGCAAUCUAAAAACACAUCAGAAGACACAUACUGGCGAAUACACGUUUGUCUGCUCUCAGGAUGGCUGCGGAAAGGCAUUUCUCACGUCAUAUAGUCUUAAAAUUCAUGUCAGAGUUCACACAAAAGAGAAACCAUUUGGCUGUCCUAUUACUGGUUGCGAUAAAGCAUUUAAUACUCUCUACCGAUUGAAAGCACAUCAAAGACUACACAACGGAAACACAUUUAACUGUAAACACUUCGGAUGUCUGAAGUUUUUCACCACAUUAAGUGAUCUUCGGAAGCAUACGCGUACUCAUACAGGAGAGAAGCCAUAUCAUUGCAUUGAGGACGGUUGUGGCAAAGCGUUUGCCGCCAGUCAUCAUCUAAAGACACAUGUGCUCACCCAUACCGGUGAACGGCCGUACUCUUGCAGUCAGAAUGGAUGUCAAAAGGCAUUUACAACUCAAUACAGUUUGAAAAGUCAUUUGAAUAGACACGACAAGAAACCCGAUGAUCAUGAGAGCGSCCGUACUGAGGACACCAAUAGUGUGGACAACAAGAAUUGCGAACCGGAACCACUUAUCAGUCAUAGUGACACUAAUACUAUCACAACACACGACAAUCAUAAUAAUAAAGAAUUGGCAGUUAUGAAUGAUACUGAAGCUGCAGCUCUUCUCACAUCGUUAUGGGACUCGAAGACAUCGCAAAACGACCCGAACUGUAAUCAACAUAAGCUUAUCUCAAGCGGUUUAGUCAACAAUAUCGCCAUUUUUAACCAAAACACUCAAAACAUUAAUCCAAAUUCUAAUGCCAUUACGGCUUAUGCGUUAAUUCCMAUCACUGGUUUGGAAGUACAGCCCCUCGAAGGAGGCUUUAUAUUAUCCGACAUUAAUCUACCAGAGGUUGUAAGCAUAGCGUCCAUUGAAUCUUCGACACAAAACCAAACCAUCCUAUUACCUACCGAUCCAAAACUGAACACAAUUAGCUCAAACACUGUCAGCACCAACAAUGAUGUUUCAAAAGCAUCGACACCAGCAAACCCAUCGGUGUUGACAAACAGCACCGAUAUUGCAAACAACAUAAUCUAUGCAUCGAUAGCCGAGGCCAACAUAUGCAAGUGUGAGCCAGAGAUGUGCCAAAAGAAUAGCUGCUGUGAAGGCUGUUCCGGCGUUGCAGUGRUCUGUAACACCAGUGCUGGUCUUAGAUAGUGUUAUUUAAUUUUUAUUUAAACAAAAAAUCUAACCGAUCCCUAGUCUUUGA